Molecule: messenger RNA, 1938 nt
Organism: Plasmopara halstedii
Lineage: Eukaryota; Oomycota; Peronosporomycetes; Peronosporales; Peronosporaceae
Product: kinesin-like protein
Exons: 4
Coding region: 1-1938 (645 amino acids)
Biological process (GO): microtubule-based movement
Cellular component (GO): microtubule; kinesin complex
Molecular function (GO): microtubule binding; ATP binding; ATP hydrolysis activity
Source: RefSeq, a predicted model, not a curated record
AUGCCAUCGUCAGAAGAACAUGUUAUACAUGUGCCUUGCGCUAGCACUCAAAGCAGUGGCACACCAUCACUUAACUCUAAAGAGAUAGCCACUAUAGUGCGUAAGCUCAGCUUUAGUGGUGCUGGGAUAGACGAGCUAGAAAAUAUAGAGCGACAAAUUAACGACGAGAAGAAGGAGCUAAAACAAAAGCCGCAGCACGAGGGCAUUAUGCUGGACGACAACAAAGUGCAGAUUGUUAUUCGUCUUCGACCACCUGACGAAUCUUCUAGUGGGAUGGAAACAGAUUGCUUUCGCGUUCUGUCGGACGUGACGCUGCUAGCGCAACCGCCCAAAACUUCGCAAUCUUAUCGCUCCACAGGCACAGCCACAAGCUUCCAUUUCUCGCACAUAUUUCGUCACGAAACACAGCAGACAGAACUAUUCGAGGUCACUACAAGGCCCGUGUUAGAUGCAGCUUUUGAUGGAAAAAGCGGCCUUGUCUUUGCGUACGGAGUCACCAACUCAGGCAAAACUUACACAAUUAGUGGUUCAAACGAAGCGCCUGGAGUGCUGCCGCAGGCGCUGCAGUAUGUGAUGGACGAGAUGCCGAAGCGCAAAGACGACGGGAAACGGUUGGUGACCCUUUUGAUGGCUACGUACCUUGAAGUCUACAAUGAGAAUGUGUAUGACUUGCUAUCGCCUGCAGUUCGGAAGAGGAGAGCAUUACGCGUACAAGAUUGUGACGGAAAAAUUGAGGUGCGAGGAGCAGUAAAGAGGCCGAUUAAGACUCUGGAAGAAGGUCUUGAGCUACUAGAAAUCGGUCGAAGGCAUAAGCAAAUGGCCGAAACAAAUUGCAACUCGGAUUCGAGUCGAAGUCACUGUGUAUUCACGCUUCACUUGUAUAGUCAAUUGUCGCGUUUUUCUUUGGAGCUUCGUAGCAAGGUGUCAAUUGUUGACUUAGCAGGAUCAGAACGUGGCUCAAAAAGCGGCGCGACAGGGUUACGCAUGCAGGAAGCCAGCAAAAUAAAUAAUUCAUUGAUGAACCUGAUGCGCUGUUUGGAGACUUUGCGAUGGAAUCAGCAACAUCCGCCGAAUCUGCAAAAGAUGGUACCAUUUCGUGAGUCGAAAUUGGCCCGACUGUUUCAAGAGAAUUUGGUUGGCAAUGAUUACGGUCCAAUUGUGAUGAUUGUGGCUGUAAAUCCGUCUAGUCACGAAUUCGACGAAACUCUGCGCACUUUAAAGUACAGUGCCGUUGCGCGUGAAUUGGUAAGAACACGAACGUCCAUUCCUAGAAAAGCCGCACCGGCAGCCACAUUCUACGACCUGGAUGGUCGGUUGAAAAAGAGAAGUCGGACUUCAGCAGAUCAGCCGGCAGUUUCUAAAUCGUCGAAACCACAUGUGUAUCGAGAAAUUAAAGCGAAUGCCUUACCAUUAUCCGUAGGAUUUCACGCGGAGCAUCGAUUUAGUGUUUGUGUACACUGCCAGAACCGUUCAUUCGCAGAUUUAAAAGAUAAGCCGAAAACAGCGGAGGCAGGAACGUCACCGAUGGAGUCGACAAGAAAUAUUGCCGGAAGAAACUUGCAUUGGGUCAAGCUAGAAGUAGAAAAUGAGGAACUCCGUCAGCAAAUUGCACAAAUUCAAGCAGAAAAGAUGAUUCUGGAAGUCCAAAUUCGCGCAGAAAUUGGCAGCGAAAUGCGCGAACAGUUGCAGCAGAUUCGUGGGCAAUAUCAAAGUAUGCAGCGUUCACAACGCGAGGAUUUGCCAUCUGCACGUAAGAAGCGUGAGCGUCAACAUGUCGAAGAGUGCGAUAAGCUUCGGACUCAUGUGCAAGAAUUACGUGAAAAGGUGAGAGAAUGCGAAGACGAAAUACAACGUAUACACGAACGCCACCAGGCAGAACUUGCACCUAUUACUCGCCACGAUCGUGCAUUCAAUAGUCACCAUAACUGUUCAGGUUAA